GCCAAGUCAGUGGACAUUUUUAAGGCAGAGAUAGAUAGAUUCUUGAUUAGUUCGCGUUAUGGAGAGAAGGCAGGAGAAUUUGGUUAAAAGGGACAGAUAGAUCAGCCAUGAUUGAAUCGCGGAGUAGACUUGACGGGCCGAAUGGCCUAAUUCUGCUCCAAUCACUUCUGAACGUAUGAAGUUUUAAACACGGUAUUUGAACAGAGGAAGCGUGGGAUGAGAGCAGAGGGUCGUGUGAUCGGUUGGACAGUGAGUUGGCGAGACGCCCUGAGACAAUUCGCCUCCAUCUUCGCGCCAAAUUCUUAAUGUCGAUUAAAAAAAGAUAAUGUCCAGGUAGCGGGCGGGCGGCUAAAGACGAGAAACUUUCCCCGUGAGCGAAACUAAAACGGAACGAUGCCAGUUUACCGCGAUAUGAAGGUGUUGGCAGUUGAUGGGGAGAGGGAAGGGGUUCGGGUAGAAUAUUAGCAUCGGUUAGCGCGGCCUGAGCAGGGAUUUUGUGAACCAAACUAUAGUGGAAAUGUUCGUUUUGUAAAAUGGAUUUGAAAUCACAGUUCGAUGUUAUUCACAACGGAAUGUCAGGUUUUGGGCGGUAAAUCAACCGGCGGUGAAUUAUUCUUAACACAGAGAGUGGUGAAUCUCUGGAACUCUCUACCACAGAAGGUAGUUGAGGCCAGACUAUAUUUAAGAGGGAGUUAGAUGUGGCCCUUGUGGCUAAAGGGAUCAGGGGAUAUGGAGAGAAGGCAGGUACAGGAUACUGAGUUGGAUGAUCAGCCAUGAUCAUAUUGAAUGGCGAAUGGUGCAGGCUCGAAGGGCCGAAUGGCCUCUACUCCUGCACCUAUGUUUCUAUGAAGGGAACGGGCUAUUUGAAUGGCACCGGAUGAGCCAGAUUUCUCCACAUGGUCUUGGCUUCUGGGUUCAACAACAAGGCACCGUCGGCACCGCGAUCUGUAGUGAAACGUUUCUCUAUUUCCCCUGUUUCAGUGUCUCGGAUAUCCAUGUUCCAGUCCCCGGCCGUUGUCACCGUUCGUGUCGGGGACCGGGCGGUUCUGAUCUGCAGCCCGAAUGUGAGCGUGUAUCCCGGGGAGUCGAUAGACUGGUUCACACAGCGCGGCCGAGGACGUCUGCAGUUCGUUUACAAAACGGCAAAAUACAUGCCUCCGAAGGGAAGAUUCUCGGGAAUGUUGCACAAAGAUCCAGGCAAAUAUGCCCUGGUGAUCGAGAAUGUCCAACAAAAUGAUUCCGGGAUUUACGUCUGCGCUACUCAGCUCGACAGAAGAUUUGGCAAUGGAUCCAAGCUGGUGGUGACAGCGGGUCCUGUAACCAUAUUCCUGUUGUCGCCGCCAUCGGGCGAGAUUCACCAGACCCAACCUGUGCCGCUGGUCUGUGUGGUGAGGGGCGUGUCUUCCGAUUCCGUGCAAAUCCACUGGAAUAUUUCGGGAAACGUUAGCAAAGGUCUGGUCGACUCCGGGACAUUUGACCCGGACGGGAGCUACAGUGUUCGAAGCCGAUUCAAGGUCUCGGCGGAACGUUGGCUCAGCGGCGCCGUCUGUACCUGCGUCGCGGGAAAUCUGAUCAGCCACGGUGUUGCCGCUCAGAAAGGUACGGUAGAAUCUAACUAUUCAUAGAAACAUAGACAAUAGAUGCAGGAGGAGGCCAUUCGGCCCUUCGAGCCAGCACCGCCAUUCAUUGUGAUCAUGGCUGAUCGUCCCCAAUCAAUAACCCGUGUCUGCCUUCUCCCCAUAUCCCUUGAUUCCACUAGCCCCUAGAGCUCUAUCUAACUCUCUCUUAAAUCCAUCCAGUGACUUGGCUUCCACUGCCCUCUGUGGCAGGGAAUUCCAUAAAUUCACAACUCUCUGGGUGAAAAAGUUUUUUCUCACCUCAGUCUUAAAUGACCUCCACUUUAUUCUAAGACUGUGGCCCCUGGUUCUGGACUCGCCCAACAUUGGGAACAUUUUUCCUGCAUCUAGCUUGUCCAGUCCUUUUAUAAUUUUAUAUGUUUCUAUAAGAUUCCCCCUCAUCCUUCUAAACUCCAGUGAAUACAAGCCUAGUCUUUUCAAUCUUUCCUCAUAUGACAGUCCCACCAUCCCAGGGAUCAAUCUGGUGAACCUACACUGCACUGCCUCAAUCACAAGGAUGUCCUUCCUCAAAUUAGAAGACCAAAACUGUACACAACACUCCAGA
Messenger RNA from Leucoraja erinaceus (little skate), 2181 nucleotides. RefSeq lists its product as uncharacterized. The transcript is spliced from 2 exons. Gene Ontology annotation, biological process: response to bacterium. The coding region runs from base 897 to 1625 and encodes 242 amino acids. The record is from RefSeq and is a predicted model, not a curated record. NCBI's taxonomy places the organism in Eukaryota, Metazoa, Chordata, Chondrichthyes, Rajiformes, Rajidae.